Molecule: messenger RNA, 387 nt
Organism: Lachancea meyersii CBS 8951
Lineage: Eukaryota; Fungi; Ascomycota; Saccharomycetes; Saccharomycetales; Saccharomycetaceae
Source: the annotation of a GenBank genome assembly
AUGUCUCAGUCUGCUCAAAAGGCGGUGACCCAAACCUUCCUCCGUCGGUACGUGAACAAGGAAACAAUGAAGUACAUGCUCACAACACAUUUCUGGGGCCCUGUAUCCAACUUUGGGAUUCCAUUAGCUGCGAUUUACGAUCUCAAAAAGGACCCUGAAAGAAUCUCGGGCCCAAUGACAACGGCUCUGAUCCUGUAUUCUGGCGUGUUCAUGAAAUUCGCACUAACGGUACAGCCCAAAAACUAUCUGUUAUUCGGAUGCCAUGUGGUCAAUUCGUUGGCGCAGACGGGCCAGGCGUUCCGUUAUGUCAACUACCAUUUUCUAGGUGGUCAGGAAGCUAAGGCCAAGGAAGAAGCUGCCCUAAUCCCCGUUGCAAAAGAAGAGUGA